AUGCUUCAUGGGCAUUUUGCCAUGUCUCUGACUUUUCUCUCACCCAGUGGGGGACUCAGCAUUCUAUCUACAUUGGAGAAAAGGUUCCCAGGACAGAGAAAUCAGAGAUGGGAUGAGGAGGAGGAAGACGUACUUGCUCCCUCUGGUGCCUUUGCUGUGCGAGAUCAGAUUCCUGCUCACCCCGCUGCCUCUCUCUGUUUCCUCCUACGCUGCCUGCUUUUGUCUCUCCCUGUUCCUGUCCGUGCCACUCCCGUUUCUGUCUUCCCUGCCAACCACCCGUCCCUGUCUCAGCUGAGCCUCCUUCCCCAAAGGACCCCAGCUCCAGCCUCUGAGCCCUGCUCCGUCCCCCUCCUGCUCAGCCAUCGGGGUUCCCUGAGAGCCACAGCUAAGGCUCCUCCCCACUCCAUCAUCCCCCACACUGAAAUUCCGGUAGCCCCAGUUUCCUGUGGCCCCCAACUCCUACAGUGUGGCCUCAGGUAG
Molecule: messenger RNA, 480 nt
Organism: Rangifer tarandus platyrhynchus (Svalbard reindeer)
Lineage: Eukaryota; Metazoa; Chordata; Mammalia; Artiodactyla; Cervidae
Source: the annotation of a GenBank genome assembly